AUGGCGCCCAAGUCGAAAAAGGCUACGGCUGAAAAGCCACAUGGCUACGAAUUCGGAGGACCCAUCGGCGCCUUCCUCAUUUCCUUCGGACUGCCGAUUCUUGUGUACCUGUUCGCCUUCAGCUGCAACGAUGUUUCCGGCUGCCCUGCACCUUCCCUGCUGAGCCCCUCGACCUUGAAGCUCGAUCAACUCAAGCGCGAAGUCGGAUGGCCCGAGGAGGGCAUUUGGGGCCUCGGGAGCGUCAAGGUCACCGGUGCCGUCUUGGGAUACUAUCUCUUCAAUGCGCUCCUCUACCGCAUCCUUCCUGCCACCGAGGUCGACGGCGUUGAGCUCGCUUCUGGUGGCCAUCUCAAGUACCGCUGCAACUCCUUCGCCUCUAGCAUUUUCAUUCUGACCGUGUGUCUCGCCGGCACUAUUGCUCAGGGCGCCGAGUUUCCCCUUUGGACCUUCAUCACCGACAACUACAUCCAAGUCGUUACCGCCAACAUUCUCAUCGCAUAUGCCCUGGCCAUCUUUGUGUACGUCCGGAGCUUCAGCGUAAAGCCGGGAAACAAGCAGCUCCGCGAACUCGCAGCUGGCGGUCACUCGGGCAACAUGAUUUACGACUUCUACAUCGGACGAGAGCUUAACCCCCGCAUUACUCUUCCCAUCCUCGGCGAGAUUGAUAUUAAGGAGUGGAUGGAAAUCCGUCCUGGUCUGCUGGGCUGGGCUCUGAUGAACUUUGCAUGGAUGGCCAAGCAGUACCGGACCUAUGGCUUCGUCACCAAUAGCAUUGUCUUUACCUCGGCAGUCCAGCUUGCGUACGUUGUUGACUGCUGGUGGAACGAGCCUGCGAUCUUGACCACCAUCGAUAUCACUACGGAUGGCUUCGGGUUCAUGCUUUCUUUCGGCGAUCUCGUCUGGGUGCCGUUCGUCUACUCGGUACAGACUCGCUACCUAGCCGUGUAUCCCCACUCGGUGAGCCCCUUGGGUAUGGCCGGUAUUGUCGCGGCCAUUGGCGUUGGGUUUUCCAUCUUCCGCCUGUCCAACAGCCAGAAGAACGCGUUCCGUAACAACCCCGAAGACCCCAGCGUGUCUCAUCUCAAAUACAUCGAAACCAAGGCGGGGACUCGCCUCCUCGUCACGGGCUGGUGGGGAGUCGCCCGACACAUCAACUACCUCGGCGAUUGGCUGCAGUCGUGGCCGUACUGCCUGCCCACGGGCAUGGCCGGAUACACGAUUGUCUCUGCUGGCACGGGAUACGCGGAGGCCGGGCUCGAGGGAGCUUUCAAAAUGGCGGAUGGUCGUGAGGUGAUUUCAGGUGCCGCGCGCGGAUGGGCUAUUCCCAUUACGUACUUUUACAUUUUGUACUUCGCCGUGCUGCUGAUUCACCGGGAUCGCCGCGACGACGAGAAGUGUUCGCGCAAAUACGGCGAGGACUGGGAGAAGUACAAGAAGAUUGUGCGGUGGAGAAUCCUGCCUGGCAUCUACUGA
Colletotrichum spaethianum is the source of this 1473-nucleotide messenger RNA. RefSeq names its product delta(14)-sterol reductase. The record is from RefSeq and is a predicted model, not a curated record. NCBI's taxonomy places the organism in Eukaryota, Fungi, Ascomycota, Sordariomycetes, Glomerellales, Glomerellaceae. The transcript has 3 exons. Gene Ontology annotation, cellular component: endoplasmic reticulum membrane. Gene Ontology annotation, biological process: ergosterol biosynthetic process. The coding region runs from base 1 to 1473 and encodes 490 amino acids. Gene Ontology annotation, molecular function: Delta14-sterol reductase activity.